CUUCCACAACAGAUCUCCGCGGUCCUCCAUAAUUUCAUUAGUCUCUAUGUCAGAGUGGUCUCAUGAUAUCAACUCCCACGACGAUUAUCCGAGUUUCACAAGCAGAGGCCUUCACUCACACCUCUCAGCCAUGAGACAAACCCUCAUCAUUCUUCAUGUCACUCACAUACUCGGAUAUUUCUAGGUCGACUUAUACGACGACAGAAAUAUAGUGAAUCGUGGCCAUUAGUCGACGAUGAAUCGCGGUCCGGGGUACUGGAGGGCCUUUAGGGGUUCCCGAGCAGCGUUUAAGAAGCAUGCCAAGUACAGGGCUUGCCAGUCGAUCCUCCUCUGCCUGCUCGUCUUCUUCGUCCUCCACGUCAUUUUCACGUCGUCCGGGAGGCCCGCAUCGACACAAGCGGUUAACAAGCUCAAGAGCCUCACCAAGAGACCAACCGAGGCAGGAGCCAGAACCCAUUUGUCCACAGCAACCCAGGCCAUCCAACAGGAAAUCAAUGCGAAGAUGACUGAAGCCAUAAGCAUCACGGACGGUGCCAGGGCGACAAUUGGCGGUGAUGCAGGUGGUGCUGCGGAGCGGGGCGGAGCAGUAGGGGAAGUAGGAGCGGGAGGCGGAGAAAGGAGAAGCAGAGGUAUGGGAAGCAGAGGAAUGGGAAGCGGAGAGGCGGCAAUUGGUGGGGUGGCAGCAGUGCAUGCAGGGGGCACAGGCGAGGGAUCCGGAGGAGGCAAAGGGCGGGAGACUGGGGCUAGAGGCGAGGGCCGGGGGCAGGAGGAUAGCCGGGGGCGGAAUGGGACGGAGGGGGAUGGUACCGAGGGGGACGAUGUGGAGGGGCUAGGUGGGUCGACGCCGGACAAGCAGAGGGAGUUUGAGCUGCUAGAGGGUCUGCUUAAAAAGGAGAUGGAAUCUCAGGGCGCGGGGGAGGGCUCUGGGGCGGGGGAGGGUGGUGAUGAUGGCAAGGUGGCGUCUGAGUCGACUCAGGGUGGUACUGAGCCUGGGGUAGGGCCGGGAGAAGUGGAAGGUGCAGGGCGUGCAAGGGAAAGAGAGAGUGGGGGGGGGAUGGGAACCGCGAGGGGGACAGGGCAUGCGCAUGCAACAGAGAAGGAGGAGGGAGGAGAGGCCGGGAGUGAGCACGAGCACGUGCACGAGCACGAGCACGAUGAGAUAGCGUCGGUGUUGAGAGCAAUGGGCCAUGCAGUGGGCGACGAUGCUGCUGAUGCUGCUGCUGGGGAUGACGAGGAGCAUCCGUCUGCCACUAGAAUCUCUGGAGCCUCUGCUGCUGCUGCUGCUGCUGAUGAUGAUGAUGAAAACGGUGGCGCUGGUGCUGCUGGUGCUGCUGGGGCUGCUGGCGCUGCUGGUGGUGCUGGUUCUGCUGCUGGAACUGGGGGCCACAGCACGUUGCGUGAGGGAAACAUAGAGCACUCCAGUGCGGCAAUCAAGGAGCGUGGAGAAAGAGAGGAGGGGAAGAGGAGGGGGAGGAGGGAGAGGAAGAGGAGGAGGGCACGUCGGUGGCAGUGGAGAGGGGCCAGUCGGACCAGAGGAAGCAGCUAACUGAGCAGGAGGCUGCCAGGCGGAGUGUGGGGCUGACAGCAGACGGAAGGGUGGCAGCCAAUAGUGGGGUGGCAGCAGGUGCAGGGCUGGCAGCAGGUGCAGGAAGCGAAAUGGGAACGGCUGGUGCAGUAGAAACAGGAGAAGCAGCAGGGGCAGCCGCGAGGACAGCAACAGGGGGAGAAGGUGGGUCUGGGGCAGGAAUAACUGGUCAGGGAGUGACUAGCUGGGGGGGAUUAUCGAGAGGCCAGGACCUUUCAGCGGCUGCUGAGAGAGGGGCAGGUGUGACUGGGACAGCUAUGGCUGAAACAGGCGUGACUGGGACAGGUGUGACAGAGAGAGGGCAAGGAAUGGGUAGCACAGAGCAAGUGGAAACUACAGGUCAAGGCGUGUCCGGGUGGGCG
Closterium sp. NIES-67 is the source of this 1947-nucleotide messenger RNA. The record is from the annotation of a GenBank genome assembly. Lineage: Eukaryota; Viridiplantae; Streptophyta; Zygnematophyceae; Desmidiales; Closteriaceae.